Psylliodes chrysocephalus is the source of this 750-nucleotide messenger RNA. The record is from the annotation of a GenBank genome assembly. Lineage: Eukaryota; Metazoa; Arthropoda; Insecta; Coleoptera; Chrysomelidae.
AAAAUAUUGAUAUUUUGUAUUUAAUAUCAUUUAGGAAGACUACGUAUUUAGUGCGUACAAAAUGGUUUUUUAUAUUUGCAAAACUUUGAUACUAGUUGCCAUAUUGCAUCAAGCUGCUGCUGGAAGAAGAAAACAAGAAGAUUUCCUCGAGUGGAGGGACUAUAUCGAUGGAAAAUUGCCAGACACUAGCAUCGUUGUAGGCAGAACGUCAACUUUUCCUGGUGGUAUUCCUAUUUACGUAGGUUUGGUUCAUGUAGAAGACGGGCCAAACGAAGGAUACCUUCCAACUAAUAUAAUAGGUGGAGUUAUACCUGUAAAUGUUUCAUUAGAUGACGAAACAAUUAUUAGUUUUGACAAAAAUGUAAAGAUUUUAUGUGGUAAAGGUCAUUAUACAACCAGAAUUUUUUGGGUACAAACUUCACAGUCUACAUUCCCGUCCGUAUUAGAGAGCGAUCAAUAUCGCCCUGUCUUCGCGGGUUGGCAAUUUGGUGAGGAUAACAAAGUGACAUUUAAUUCCUCCAUUUACGUAGGAAAAGGUACAGAGGGUCAGUUUGGUGCAAACUUUGUAGGAAAAAUUUAUCAAAAUCACCCAGAUCCUCUUAAAAAUAACAGACUUUACUCACCGGGAUGGUAUUCUACAGUGACAAAAUUUGACACUUUUGAUAGUUUGGUAUGGUCUCUUGUUAUUUAACAUAAGAUAAACACCGAAGUAUUUAUUGUUAAACCACUUGUUUAAGAUUAAAAAUAAAC